This is a messenger RNA of Hymenoscyphus albidus, 1112 nucleotides long. The record is from the annotation of a GenBank genome assembly. Lineage: Eukaryota; Fungi; Ascomycota; Leotiomycetes; Helotiales; Helotiaceae.
AUGGCACUUCCCCUCAUCAAAGUAAGAAUCACUUCAGUAUCUUAAACGAUACCCAAAUCUCUGACUAUUUGAAUAGAGCGAAGACUGGAGUUUGAUCAUCUGGGCCAAUUCGCCCUAUGAGCCCCCACACGAAUUUCGGAAGGUAAUGUCAGCCAUCUCACAGCCCUUCAGGAAAGUUACCAAACCCUCACAGAUCAAGAAACUCCUUACCAAUUAUGGCGCGAAGGCGUUCCUCGAGUCGCGCAAGACAUAUAAAUCUGGAGCUCGGGGUCAGACACGACGAGAAAUCCUGCGACUGGCUGGAGCUGCUGCGGACAUCUUACGCAAUAAGACCUUUCUUCAAGUUAUUUUUCCUUCGGAAAUCUGUAUGCGGCUCGCUUUCGAUCGAUUGACGAGAUCUAGACUCCCAUAUCGAUGCGAUGAACAUCGAGAGCUGGCACCCGUUGAUAAGCCUCCGCUACCACCACAGGACUUGAAAGGAUACUUGAUGUAUAAUCAUGAAGAAGUCGUCUUCUGGCCGGACCUGCGUCGUCGAAUUGUGGACUUCAUCGAUGGUGUUGAUAAAGCGGGGGCUGUGGGAUUAUAUUGUGACAGGAUUGUGGACGAGGGUACUGGCCGUAGGAGGCGGAAUGGAACUGGUGGCUCUGCGAGCUCGGAGGGUGGUUCUGAGAACUCCUUUCAACUCAUUCCACCUGCUAUAGAUCCCGAUACACCUGCACCGCUGAAGAUCCUCAUGAUCAAUGAUCAGGACCCGCGAAAAAGGUCGAGUCCAAAUGACUUCUGUCCGUAUGGUCCCGAAGAUCCUGAGCUAACAGCGGUUCAAAAUCAGUAUAACUGCCAAGGGGUGCUUGGUAAGUUCUCUCCUCCAACUCAAAGUAGUCCUAGAUCUAUCACCCGAGCAAUUUGAAACACCUCCGUCUUCCUUCCGAAAGAGAAUAUGAAGAUACUAAUCCGUAGACACAGAUGACUGUCAUGGGCUGAGAGAAGAGCCUCGUCACCUGAGCGAGGACCAGAUCUUGGAAUGGUAUAAGGGGAGAGAGUUGGAGCAUAGAACAUUCUUUCCUACAAGAAGCUCCGAAUCUCCUGAUGCUAGAAAGAUGAUUGAUUAUUAA